AUGCGGCAACAAUUCCGGCAUUUGGCCAUACCUUCUGUCAAGCACGCGAGCUACUCCGCCACGAAAGAGGCAUUGGCUAAAGAGUGCCAAAGCUUCAAGCCGGACAUCGUUGUCGCCCACUCCGCCGGCGUUGGCAAGGCUGUAACUCUCGCCACCACUGGCACCUUCAAUGGGCCUUUGGUGCUGUUAGCGGGAGGAAACGGCUGCGCUCCAGUGUCCGACAUGACUGGCAGGGUGGGUAGUGGGAUGAAGAGGGUUUGGGGUUCAGAAGGAGGUAUCAGAUCUCUUUAA
Molecule: messenger RNA, 291 nt
Organism: Symbiodinium pilosum
Lineage: Eukaryota; Dinophyceae; Suessiales; Symbiodiniaceae
Source: the annotation of a GenBank genome assembly